AUGUCUUCUUUUACGACCGUCGCGUGCCUUCUAAUUGUUAUAACUGGCACAUUCGCAGUGCCAAUCUUGCUAGAUUUAAAUUCAGAACUACCAGUGAAAAGUGCGUACAACCCAGAUAAAUCUGUCCAUAGUUUUGAAGAUCCUGAAAAUGGCAAUGCAGAUCUAGUGAAAAGUUUAAUUAGUGAAAGUUUGAUUGCUCCUUAUAUGGAAGUAAAGGAUUCUCGUAUUCUGAGAAGAACUGUAAGACAUCUUAUUCAGGAACCAAACUGCGCCAAGGAUAUGAAAUGGUGCGAAGGUCAAUGCAGGGAUUAUGAAAGUUGCAAGAAAAUCCAAGAAGAUGAUGAAGAAUAA
Molecule: messenger RNA, 351 nt
Organism: Helicoverpa zea (corn earworm)
Lineage: Eukaryota; Metazoa; Arthropoda; Insecta; Lepidoptera; Noctuidae
Exons: 2
Coding region: 1-351 (116 amino acids)
Source: RefSeq, a predicted model, not a curated record